CGCCCGCCGGCUCCACCCCGGCCCUGAGGACGGGGCUUCGGUCGGCCUCCCGCCGCUCUUGGGACUUCUCCGCUCCCUUCGCCGCCAUGGAGGAGCCGCGGCUCGUCGGCAGCGUCAACUGCGAGCCGCGGGGAUGGUACUUGUCGGCGCAGGAGCUGGAGGACGGAGCGCCGCUCCUGCCGCCGCCGCCGCCCCCGGGCAGGACAUUUUUCAACCAGACAUCGUCUGGUGCUUCCUUUGGCUUCUCGGUAUUUAAUUUAAUGAAUGCUAUCAUGGGCAGUGGGAUACUUGGAUUGGCAUAUGCCAUGGCCAAGACAGGAAUCCUUGGAUUUAGUGUGUUGCUGCUGAUUGUUGCCAUCCUUGCAUCGUAUUCUGUAUUUCUCCUGCUUACUAUGUGCAUUCAUACGGCUGUUACUUCUUAUGAAGAUCUCGGUCUCUUCGCAUUUGGCUCACCUGGAAAGGUUCUUGUGGCCAGCACAAUCGUUAUACAGAAUGUCGGAGCCAUGUCAACCUAUCUUCUCAUUGUUAAGUCCGAACUUCCUGGGGCCAUUGAAGGAUUCCUUAGCGGAGACCACAGCGGCUCCUGGUAUCUCGAUGGAAGAUUGCUUCUGCUUCUUACCUCAGUUUGCAUUGUCUUCCCUCUAGCACUUCUUCCUAAAAUUGGCUUUCUUGGCUACACAAGUAGUUUAUCAUUUUUCUUUAUGGUGUACUUUGCUCUUGUGGUCAUAAUUAAAAAGUGGUCCAUUCCUUGCCCUCUGCCACCAAAGCUUGCUGUGGGGUUCUCCCAGGUCUCAAAUUCUACUGAAGAUUGUAAAGCAGCGCUGUUUAACUUUUCCGCAGAGAGUGCAUAUGCCAUUCCAACGAUGGCUUUCUCAUUUCUCUGCCAUACAUCAGUAUUGCCAAUUUAUUGCGAGCUCCAAAGUCCAUCCAAAAGCAGGAUGCAGAAGGUAGCCAACACUGGGAUUAGCCUGAGCUUUCUGGUUUAUUUUGUGUCAGCGCUAUUUGGAUACCUCACUUUUUAUGACCACGUGGACUCAGAAUUGCUGCAAGGAUACAGCACGUACCUGCCCCAUGACACUGUAAUCAUGACUGUAAAACUGGGCAUCCUCUUUGCGGUGGUGCUGACGGUGCCCCUAAUCCACUUCCCUGCGAGGAAGGCUGUGAUGAUGGUAUUUUUUUCACAUCUUCCUUUCUCCCUGAUGUGCCACAUCCUCGUCACUUUGGCACUCAAUGCGACAGUUUUCUUGAUUGCCAUGUAUGUGCCUGACAUCAGACACCUUUUUGGAGUGGUUGGCUCAACCACAUCCACCUGCUUGCUCUUUGUAUACCCUGGGCUGUUUUAUCUGAAGAUUAGCACAGAGGAUUUUAUAUCGAGACAAAAGCUUGGGGCAUGUGCACUGCUAGUUCUUGGCCUCUUGUUUGGUAUUGUCAGUUUAGUACUGAUCAUUUAUGAUUGGAUUCAUCAGUGAAAUAAUCCCUGCCACCUUCGCAGCAGCCCAAAUGAUCAUUUCCGGCUACGUCUAAAGCAAAAUCACUCAAGUUGGAUGCCAUAAAGAGACUGCCUGGGGCUUUGAAAACCAUCACAAACCAAACUCCCGACCAAUUAUCUCUUCAUUCACCAAAGCAGCCUUUGUGGUCCUGCAAACUUAUGCUGGAGCUAGAGAAGAUGGAGGAUUUCCACAGUUCUUCCUCACUCCCAUUUUUUUUAAUAUUUUAAUUCCUGCAUGCAGUAGCUAAUGAAAUCAAGCAAGGAAACUCGGAGCCCAAUGGCAUUGUGUUAACAUUGCCUAGAUCUGGUCUUAGGCGCAUAAUGGGACCUAGUGGAGAUUACAACAUGUGAAGAUCAUUUGUGAAUUGCUCCUUGCCAAUUAGUGAAUAAUCAUGUGUCUUGUGUCAAAAUGUGGAAUCGUUAUUACUAAAAUCCAGCAAGACAGGUGGUCUUCUCAGAAGGUUGGUUGAAAAUUGCUGAAAUCUUUCUACACCUGUUACUGUCAGUUUCACAGAAACAGCUUGCAAAGGCUCCCCGGCCUUCUUCCAGAGUGCUUAGAUUUGCAGAUCAAAACCAGGCCCGGUAUAAGUUUGAUUAAAGCCUGCCAUAUGAGACAAUUUACAGUUCAACAGAGGAGUAAAAUAUGAUGGUGAAAUUACUGUGCCUUGCCAAUGUGUCCUGACUUCAUAACUGAACUGUAAAAUAUGUGUCGUUUUAUACUUCAGUGCAAUUAAUGAUAAAGAUCCCAUCUUAUGAAUCAUCCUUAAUGUCAAUACAGACCUAUUUCAAACCAUGUGUAUUAAAUUGACACGGUACAGUCCCUGUAGUGGUUAAGAGCGGUAGACUCUUAAUUUGGGGAACUGGGUUCGCGUCUCCGCUCCUCCACAUGCAGCUGCUGGGUGACCUUGGGCUAGUCACACUUCUCUGAAGUCUCUCAGCCCCACUCACCUCACAGAGUGUUUGUUGUGGGGGAGGAAGGGAAAGGAGAAUGUUAGCCGCUUUGAGACUCCUUCGGGUAGUGAUAAAGCGGGAUAUCAAAUCCAAACUACUACUACUACUACUCUUCUUCUUCUUCUUCUUCUUCUUCUUCUUCUUCUUCUUCUUCUUCUUCUUCUUCUUCCUUCUUCUUCUUCUUCCUUCUUCUUCUUCUUCUUCUUCUUCUUCUUCUUCUUCUUCUUCUUCUUCUUCUUCUUCUUCUUCUUCUUCUUCAGCACUUCAGAAUUCACAAAUAACUAGAUUUUUUUGGGGGGGGAGGUGAUACCUCUAGUUUCUCAAUACCUCCCUGCUUUUGAAAAUAUUACACAUCUAGGAGAAGGUGGUUCAGGGAUUGGGGUGGUGGAGAAGAAAGCAGGAUUAGAAGCUUUCUGCAGCAGAGGAAGGCAACCAAGAUGAUCAAGGGCCUGGAAACCAAGCCUUAUUAGGAAUGCUCAAUGGAGCUGGGUAUGUUUAGUCUGGAAAAGAGACUGAGAUGAGAUAGGAUAACCAUCUUCAACUAUCUGAAGGGCUGUCACAUGGAAGAUGGAGCAAGCUUGUUUUUUCUUACUCUGGAGGGUACCAGUAGUAGUUGGCGUCAAGGAGAUUCCAACUAAACAUCAGGAAAAACUUACUGACAGUUAAGCAGAGGUUGGAUGGUCAUUUAAAUGACCCCUGGCGUCGCUUCCAACUUGUAUGUUUCUAUAUGAAGGGGUCUCUUUCAAGUGGGAGCACUUUCAAGCAAGACAAUUGGACGGUAUCCAGAAGAUCAGCCAGCUUGAAUCGGCGCUGUCUAGAUCUUGUGGGAGCUGCGAUCUGAAACAUUUAGAGGACAUCAGUUUGGGGGAGGCUGGUCUAUUGCAAAACCUUGAAGUGACUGCAUCACUUCAAAACCUUCCAAGUUUGAUUUGGUCCAAACACCGCUUUCAUUGAAGUUUAGAAAACUAGGGACUAGGAAUAUAGAAAGUUGCCUUAUGCUGAGUCAGAUCAUCUAGCGCAGUAGUGUCUACACUGACUGGCAGCAGCUCUCCAGAGUUUCAGGACAGGAGUUUGUCUCAGCCCUAUCUGGAGACGCCAGGGAUGGAAUCGGCUGAAAUUGCAUAGCCCAAAAUGGAAUAUGUAUUUUGAGUCAGUUUUAAAGAAGAGAACAGAAGGAACUGUGUUAAGGGAGAAUCGGGUGCCAUUGGAGAAAGCAAUGUAGUGGCUGGGAGAAUAUUUUAUUAAAAUAGAGACCAAGCAGCCAUCCUGCACCUCAAAGCAAGAGAAAGGGGAAAGAAUCGCCUGAGAAUUAGUGUUCCUAAUACUUUUAUUCAUUAAAAUAUUUUUAUUCUUCCUUUUGUGCCAAAGGGCCUUCAUGGUGGGUAACAAAAAGAAAUGCAGCAAUUGAAGACAGCAAACUUAAAAAAAUUAAGCAGCAACCAUCAAAUAAGCAGCAAAGCCAAAAUCACAAGAGGGAGAUGAAGGGUAGCCUAAUGACGAAUGGGAACAAAGUCUCCUCCACAGUCAGAAGGCUUAAAAAGACUUGGAAGAAUAUACAACUUGCCCCCCUCCCCUAGAAAGCUAGCAGCGAAAAGCUUUUCAUAUACAUUAUCUCAAUAAUCCUUACAGCAAUUCUGUAAGGUAGGUCAGAAGUAUUGUCCUGCCACUGCUCAUACCUGCAUGAAAUGAAUGUGGUUGGCUCCAAAAUAUUGUAGCCAAUAUUGGAUAAAAUUGGUAUUGUUAUGAUGAGGCUGCUAUGGGAACAAUAUUGGAAAAUCAAUAAAAACACACUCUUCUCUCUCUCUCUCUCUCUCUCUCUCUCUCUCUCUCUCUCUCUCUCUCUCUCUCUCUCUCUAUAUAUAUAUAUAUAUAUAUAUAUACACACACAGUAUAUAGUGGCCAUGAGUGUUCCAGAGGGCAGGAGAAUAUUGCCUCUUAUUUUGAGUUAUGAAAAGCAUUAAUUAACAAUGUCACAAACGUGGGAAAACUUAUCUUGAUUUGUAAACACCACUCCUAUUUACAGUGUUUAUGCCAGGGGGAGAACCUCCAGAUUAGCUUUGCUGCGAACACUUCUGGGCAAAGCCAAUAUUAUUCAUGGAGUAGAAACAACAACAUUUCCCCCUCUCCACCCCCCCCCCGAAAUCGUCCCAAGGGAUGGUUUGUAUUUUAAACCGAGAGAGCCUUUCAUCUGUCUUGAAAACCGUAUGCUCAAAGGAAGCGAGUUUCUCCAGAAAAUAGGAGCUUAACAUGAAAUUAUGACAUUAAACCUUAUACUGGAAUGGCAAGAAUUCAGAGUGCGGAGUUCCUCAUUAUUUCCAGAUGGAUGGAAGGAGUUUAAUUUUGGCUGAGAGCUUACAAAAGCAUCCCUGCCUCCGGAGCACUCCUGCCUGCGUGCUGGAACUUCCUGCCAAAAGCACAAAAAAACCCUCGAUGCCCCAAGGUCUUCUGUGAGGUUUCUCCAUUCCAAGUUGGACGACCUUUUGCUUCCCUUACAGGACUUGCACUGUCUGUCAAUAGGUGCACCUCUCCUUGAGGACUUGGCAUGCACAAGAUCUAGCCAUGGGCUAAAAGCACUUUUAAAAUAGACUGGAGACCUGCCUCGGAUUUGGCAGCCUAGCUGGAAGCCAGCACUUCAGACCCACAGCAGCUCUCCUUCUCCCCUUGCCUCCACCACUCCUGUUCACAAAAAAAUAUUAAAAGGAACAUUAACAUUGUCAAUAAAAGACAGGUGUUAAAAACCAAACUAUAAUUAAAAUAAACAGUAAGCUAAAAACAUUCAAGUUACAUGUCAACUCCUACAUGUCUGGAUAAGGCUGGCCUGAACAGAAAUGUUAUUAGCAGCUGUCAGAAACUGUACAAGCGAUGGUAAAUGGCUGGUGUCACUAGGCAAGAAGUUCCAAAGUUCCAAACCGAUUUAAGGUUUCGUUGCAACCAAGCAGUGCGUGCUUUGUUUUCUCGCAUACACGCCCUAUUAAAAAAAAUACUUCGCUGGCGUGAAAGCCAACUCACAUGCGCUAGAUAGAAUAAAGCAUAGUCUUAAGCGCUCACUUUGUAGCCGUGACAAGUGGUCUUCAUCCCCCCUUCCUUUCCCAGGAUCUCUUAAUUCUCCAGAUUCACAGGCUUAGCUCUGCAGUUAUUCUCAGCUGUCUUGGUCUGUACGAUGAAAAUCCUAAAUAGAUAACAUGGCAAAAACGCACCUUGUGCAAAAAGCGAAGACAGCUGUAAAUCAAUUAUUACUUGUUGCCUUAUCCCCCCAGGGCAUGAUGAGGCAUCCCCCUUUUUUCUGAAGUUCCUGGAAAUUUUCCUUCUGUGUUUUUUUUAAUUUCCAAAAAAGGAUCAGAUCUGUCCAC
Zootoca vivipara (common lizard) is the source of this 5790-nucleotide messenger RNA. RefSeq names its product solute carrier family 38 member 6 (gene SLC38A6). NCBI's taxonomy places the organism in Eukaryota, Metazoa, Chordata, Lepidosauria, Squamata, Lacertidae. The record is from RefSeq and is a predicted model, not a curated record. Gene Ontology annotation, molecular function: L-glutamine transmembrane transporter activity. Gene Ontology annotation, cellular component: plasma membrane. Gene Ontology annotation, biological process: amino acid transmembrane transport; L-glutamine transport.